GUCAGUUUCUGCAGGGUCGCGAGCGGUCGCGGUGGUAUUAGGGAAGCAGCCACUAUCACUAUUGCCCCACCAUUUCCUGGUCGCCACGAUGUCCUGCCGCGACAAGCUUCUCAAUUCUACAUGCAGCCCGAAACGCCCCAAACUACACUCGAGAUGGUGCGUCCCUGGAAGAAGGGUUUUCCUGUAGAACAGCGGGUACCUGGGGUCCAUCUGGAUCAUGGUGCGGGUGUCCUCGGGUUGUUCCGGACGCGCAUCGCUUCUCGUUCCUUUCAUGUGACAUUGACCGACCCUUCACCAAUAUGA
Molecule: messenger RNA, 303 nt
Organism: Alternaria burnsii
Lineage: Eukaryota; Fungi; Ascomycota; Dothideomycetes; Pleosporales; Pleosporaceae
Exons: 1
Source: RefSeq, a predicted model, not a curated record